This is a messenger RNA of Fonsecaea nubica, 1152 nucleotides long. RefSeq lists its product as hypothetical. The record is from RefSeq and is a predicted model, not a curated record. NCBI's taxonomy places the organism in Eukaryota, Fungi, Ascomycota, Eurotiomycetes, Chaetothyriales, Herpotrichiellaceae. The coding region runs from base 1 to 1152 and encodes 383 amino acids. The transcript has a single exon.
AUGCUUGACGCCGCUCGUGACCGAGCCAUCGAAGCACUAUGCGAUAUCCGCCAACACAGAUCAUUCAUUCUCCCUGCCUCGGCGAUUCCCAACGGUGAGCGGGAUCUGCGAAUCACCUAUUCAGACCUUGGAUACGAUCCGGACAGUGACGAAGAUGCCGAUCCAGAUCCAUGCAUCGUCUUCUUCAUCGGCGGCCUCUUGGGUGGACGCUACACGCUCUGUCGCUCCGCCAACAUUGCUCGACGGCUCAAGAUCCGCAUCAUUUCCAUGGACAGGCCAGGCCUCGGUGGCUCUACCCGGGUCCCCGUGGAGCAACGUGUGGCGGUCCAGGUCGCCGCAAUUCCUGCUCUGUUGAGUCACUUGGGCAUCAAACAUGUCACGCUGGCCUCCCACUCUGGAGGCGCACCAUAUUUGUUCGCAACUCUUCUAGCGCAUCGUGGAUUACUGCAUCCCAAACACCCUCACGUCGUUUUACUCUCACCAUGGGUGCACCCGAAAGACGGCGGUGCGCGGUUGAUGCAGGUUGCCGCGAUGCUACCGCUUCAGGCGGUGGGCAAGUUCUCAUCGUGCGCAAGAGCGGUCAAUCGCACUUUUGCAUUCAGCUCAGGGUUUCGCAGGGGACCUUGGAGCAAAGCAGCCACUGUUGUCGUGCCCAAGACUGGAGAGGUUGAUGAACAGAAGGACAGCAAGCCUGCCAUGGAGAAAGCCGUUCUGACUGAAAUGGAGGGGCUAGCAGUCACGUACAUGUUCGCUGAAGAUAUCGAGGGCUCCUCGGACGAUGCCAUCCUAUUUCUGCGAAAGCACGUGUACCCAGUCACUGCCACUGGAGAUCCCGGCACUGUGCAAGGCAAAGACUGGCUUGAUAGUCGGACCAUUGCGGACGCCGUUAUCGAGCAAGAGAAGCGUCUUCACGAUAGCACGGCCGGCUCAGUCAACCUUCAAAUCGACGCUCUUCAUUCCGAAAAGGACAUUAUGAUUCGCCCGAGUGGCUCGAAGCACUUUGAUGACUGCUGGGCCAGCGUGGCUUCGCCGUCAACAGUGGGCUUCAGCUCCAAAAUCAUCAAGGGUGCCACUCACGAUUCCAUCCUAGACCCUAUCCAAGGUGGCAUUGAGACUUGGCUUCAGUGCGUGGCUCAGCGAUGGUACACUUGA